AUGGUCAAUGACUUGAAUAUAAAAGAUUAUUAUAUUAAAACUAUCACACUUGGUAUUAAAAUAUAUUGUCUUUCAAAUGAAUCUUUCAAAAAAACAUGUGACUUUUUACAAUCCAAUAACAGUGAAUUUUUUUUACAUGAUUUAAAAAGUGAAAAACCUUUUAAAGCCGUAAUUCAUGGACUUGAUAAAACUGAUGUAUGUGAACUUAAACAAACACUAAUUAACAUAGGUUUAAAAUGUAUUGAAGUAAAAGAAAUCACAAAAAAAUCAAAAAUCAAUGUUAAAAAUACUAAAAAACCAACUCAAUGUUACAACUGCCAAAUGUUUGGCCAUGGUGAGAAGCAUUGUAAUGUUAAAACCUUCUGUGCCUUUUGUUCACAAAACCACAAAUCUAAUGAAUGUCCUAAUAAGAGCUCUCCACAAUGUGCUAACUGCAAAGGUGCACAUUAUUCAACGGAUACUACAUGUCCGAGCCGGUCCGCUUAUAUUAAUAUACUAAGUAAGAAUAAGAAAAAUCAAAAUGCAUCUACCUCAAGAUAUCAAAAUAAAAAUGUCAACAUGACUACAAACUACAAUGCUAAUUUUCCCAGUAUAAUUAAAAAUAGUCAACAACAACAAAAUGCACCGCAAAGGCAACAUACUUCCACAUGGAGCAAUGUUAAUUUUAUUAACAAUAACAAUUUAUCAAAUACUAACAACAAUAUUUCUGGUAUUACCUCUAACACUAAUACUAACAAUAAUCUAUUCUCCGCACAAGAAAUAAAUAAUCUUACAAACGAGCUCUUAUCAAAGUUAAGCAAAUGUAUUAAUAAAACGGAACAAUUUUUUGUCAUUACUGACUUAGUAGCAAAGUAUUUAUAUGGUCCAUAA
Messenger RNA from Condylostylus longicornis, 870 nucleotides. RefSeq lists its product as uncharacterized. The transcript has 2 exons. The record is from RefSeq and is a predicted model, not a curated record. Gene Ontology annotation, molecular function: nucleic acid binding; zinc ion binding. NCBI's taxonomy places the organism in Eukaryota, Metazoa, Arthropoda, Insecta, Diptera, Dolichopodidae. Bases 1 to 870 code for a protein of 289 amino acids.